Molecule: messenger RNA, 1362 nt
Organism: Rhodotorula toruloides NP11
Lineage: Eukaryota; Fungi; Basidiomycota; Microbotryomycetes; Sporidiobolales; Sporidiobolaceae
Product: BTB/POZ-like domain containing protein
Exons: 3
Coding region: 1-1362 (453 amino acids)
Molecular function (GO): protein binding
Source: RefSeq, a predicted model, not a curated record
AUGGCUGCUACUGCUGCUGAGGCCAACGGGAAGGUUCGUAGCAGGCCGAAACUCGUCAAGCAGAUCGUCGACCAUGCCUUCCACCUCUCUACCGAACUGCACCUCGAGUUCGAUAUCACGGCGUCCUUCAAGGAACGGACCUUGGCGAUCCCGCAUAUGCCAUUACGAGGCGACUGGGAGUGCUGUAUCAGCAGAAGUAAGCGGCAAGAUGAGCCUUUCGUCGAGCUCUAUAUCCAUCAUGGCGAGCUGCCAGUCGGCUGCAUAGGCUCGCACGUAGCGGUGUCGUGGGAGUUCUUCGCCGUCGACGCGGUCAAGUCGUGGCAGAUUGCAGAGGACGACUGGGACCCUGAACCGGUGCCGGCUGGCACGAGGACGGGACCGUAUACGGGGUUCAACGCCGCGGUCUCGCAAGGGGAGAUCGACGAUGCAAGGAAUCGGUCUGGAGGAGCAUUCGAUCCUGUGACGCAUCGUCAUUAUUGUCUGCGGUUCGAGAUGCGACAGGCUGCGACGCGACCGUCCGACGAGGCGAAGGAGCUCGCCGAGCGCAUCGCUGACCUCAAUCUCUCGCCAAUGCCCUACGACGUCCGCCUCUUUUCCCCGAACGUCUGCCACGAUGGCGCCGAGCUCUGGGUGGAGGGCGACUUUCUCGCGCAAUGCUCGGAUUACUUCGAGACCCUGCUCUCUUCCGACUUCACGGAGAACGUCCGAGUAUCGCACAAACGACCGAGAACACGCGCGAGCGGCGUGGCGACUACGGCCGACGCAGACCACAAGGACUUUGCCGAUUCCGACGACGAGACGGACGAGCUUUUUCUCACGCAGAACCCGCCUUCUCUACACGUCCACGAGGGCGAGUGCGGCCUCGAGUACAAGCAGAUCGUCAUCACCAAGACCGCCUUCACGACCUAUCGCGCGGUCCUCGCCUUCCUCCGCACCGGCUACAUCGCGUUCGCCCCACUCACCUCCGCCUGCCAGCCGCUCAACCCCUCGUCGAACCUCACUCGUGCUGCACGUCUGAGCGAGCUUGCCCAGAAGGAGCCGAUUUUCCCGGUCUCACCCAAGUCGGCCUUCCGUCUUGCGCACUUGCUCGACCUCGACCGCCUGCAGGAGCUCUGUCUCGCCAACCUUCGACAGAGUCUCACGACUGAUACGGUGGCGCACGAGCUAUUCCAUGAAGCAUCAGUGUGCUUCGAUGCAUGGCGCGAUGCUAUCGUCGGAUUCGUCGUGGAGAACUGGGAUGCGGUGAUGGCGACUAAAUGCUGGAAGGACGCAUAUGCGCGACUGGAGCGAGACGAGAUUCCCGGAGCGACGCCUAUUCUUCUUAAGCUCAUGGAGAAGAAGCCGGCCGGAGCGAAGGCCUGA